ACCUAACAGUCGCGUCUCUAUUGUGGGUGCACGCCCUAAGGCGGGAAUGACUGCAGAGCCACGAGACAAUGGAUUUACCCCUUAUCCCGCAUACCUAGGGGGUGCGUCGUCUCUCUCGGACUGCACGCUUCCCGUCGUCGAGCACAUGGUUAAGAGCUGCGGUAGCAGCAUCCGUCCCAUGCCUCAACGAGAGUCGGGUUACGCCGCCUCAAGUAGGAUUCUGCCACCCUUGGGGAAGAGUUUGACGAGCUGGACGGCCUGUGACCUGACCGCCAGUUGUCGAGGACGUGGUGACGAAGGCGCCCGACCCGCGCUCUUCGGUAUCACGCUGUCCUCUCCUCCUCUCCUCCAUCUCCCUUUUCUUCUGCUCCUUACGCUCCUCCUUCUCCUUCUUCUCCGCCUCCGUCUGCAAUCGAAGGGCGCUAUUCGCCCGACACCACUUCCAGGUGGCAUUGCCCAUGCCGAAAAGGGCGACAACGAUCUUGAUCGAGAACAUCGUCUCGUCGCUCCCAAACGCAUUCUUGCAAUGCAGCUGGAUGCAGAGGAAGACGAUGUCGGCACAGCCGGCAACGCAGAUGACCAACAUCCGCCAGAACUUCAGCCACGCCGUGGUGGACAGGGUGGCGUCCGGGAAGAGCUCCAACUCGGCCAGGUCGAAGACCUGGUUACCCCCGCCAAACAACGCGAACAAACCAACCGACGUCCAGGCGGAAGCCUUUUGCGCCACCAGCGCGCACAAUUCCCUUACCAAAAGCUUACCCCAACUAGGGAGACGGGACGAAGUGUCCGUACCAUUCAUGGCUGGCGGAGCCAU
Baudoinia panamericana UAMH 10762 is the source of this 814-nucleotide messenger RNA. RefSeq lists its product as uncharacterized. The annotation marks the transcript as partial. The transcript has a single exon. NCBI's taxonomy places the organism in Eukaryota, Fungi, Ascomycota, Dothideomycetes, Mycosphaerellales, Teratosphaeriaceae. The record is from RefSeq and is a predicted model, not a curated record.